Molecule: messenger RNA, 1101 nt
Organism: Microthlaspi erraticum
Lineage: Eukaryota; Viridiplantae; Streptophyta; Magnoliopsida; Brassicales; Brassicaceae
Source: the annotation of a GenBank genome assembly
AUGGGCACAUACAAGGAAUGGAAUCUACUCUGUCAAAACCGAUACGAGAUGAUGAGUCGCAAGAAACACAACUCCUUGUUUUUACAAGCAGAGAUGCAACCAUCGGUUAAUCCGGUUAUCGAGAAGUGCUGGAAGAUUAAGACCACUCCUAAGAUCAGAGUUUUCCUGUGGAAGGCACUUACGGGAUCGCUGGCUGUCACCGAGAGACUGAAGACGAGAGGAAUUCACUGCAAUUCGGGGUGUUCUUUUUGUUCGGCAGAAACAGAGGAAAUCAAUCACAUUCUCUUUGAGUGCCCACAAGCGCGCCAAGUCUGGGCCCUGUCCAAUGUCCCCUCGCCGCAAGGUGGUUUCUGUGGCUCUGUUUUCCAAAAUAUAUCAUACUUAACAGAGAUUGGUAAACGGGAGGCUAUCCCUGAAGAAAUCCGAGCUGUUGGACCCUGGAUACUAUGGGUCUUGUGGAAGAACAGGAAUGUAAAGCUGUUCGAGGGCAAAAUGUUUCUACCCAAUGAAGUGGUGGCAAAAGCAUAUGACGAUGCACGACAGUGGUCCGUGGCCCAACAUCGGACAGAGAGGAUGAAAGAGAAGACGGUUGAGGCGAAACAUCAGUGGGUACCACCGGAGGUCGGGAGGUUCAAGUGCAAUAUCGGUUUUGCGUGGACUAAGAGAACAUACAUCGCGGGAGCUUCGUGGGUGCUCCGUGAUGCCUCGGGUUCAGUCAUUUGUCACAGUAGAAGGGCCUUUACACAGGUGGGAUCGUGUUUUGAUGCCAAAGUGCUAAGUUGGGAAUGGGCUCUACAAGGGAUGCAGGACCUACGGUAUCAACAUGUUACGUUUGCGGCAUCAACGAUGGAGUUUAUAAACGCUUUAUAUGAACCCCAGCUUUGGCCGUCCCUCACUGGUCAUAUUGCAGGUCUAUUAAGCUUUACAACAGACAAGGUCGGCUGGGAUAUGUCAUACGAGGAGCCAAGAGCAAACUUCGGAGCAUCUAAGAUAGCUAAGAGUGUGAUCAUGAAAAAUAGAAGGCGAUCCUAUGUAGCUCAAGGAGCACCCAAGUGGAUGGAGGCAGUAUUUGAGAAAGAGAAACCUUUGCGUGGAGACUAA